This is a messenger RNA of Gracilinanus agilis (Agile Gracile Mouse Opossum), 1439 nucleotides long. RefSeq names its product osteomodulin (gene OMD). The coding region runs from base 85 to 1326 and encodes 413 amino acids. NCBI's taxonomy places the organism in Eukaryota, Metazoa, Chordata, Mammalia, Didelphimorphia, Didelphidae. The record is from RefSeq and is a predicted model, not a curated record. Gene Ontology annotation, molecular function: protein binding. The transcript is spliced from 3 exons.
AGACUGCAGGGACUUCUGCUUCAGUCAAAGGAUCUGCAAAUUCAUCCUUCCCUGAGAACUAAAGCCAAAGCAGGGCCCGACAACAUGAGUCCUCUCAGUCAGCUCCCCGUCGCCUUCUUGUUCUUGGGAGUCGCCGUGCAUUGUCAGUAUGACGCGUACCCGACGGAUGAGGAAUACGACGACAAAUACUCGCCUGCGUUUUAUUUCCACUCGAACCCAGACGACGAGGCUCCUUCUCGCCCGAGCCCGUUCGGCUGCGCUGCCGAGUGCUUCUGCCCGCUGAGCUUCCCGUCGGCGAUGUACUGCGACAACCGGAAGCUCAAGGCGGUGCCGACGAUCCCCCCGCACAUCCAGCAGCUCUAUCUUCAGUUCAACGCCAUAGAGGCCGUGAGCAGCCGCUCCUUCGCCAACGCCAGCGGCCUGAAGGAAAUCAACCUGAGCCACAACAAGAUCACGUCUCCGCAGGUGGCCCGCGACGCCUUCGCCACGCUCCCCAACCUGGUACAGCUGCACCUGGAUCACAACGCUCUGGAAGACGUCCCCUCCCCUCUCCCCAGGUCUUUGGAAAGGCUCCUCCUGGGCCACAACGAGAUCUCCCGAGUGGGGGGGGAUGCCCUGGGAGGGCUACUCAACCUGACCACGCUGGACCUCGGCCACAAUCGGCUCGGCGACUCUCUGCUAAAAGAGAAGCUUUCCCACAUGAGCGGACUGGUGCAACUGAAUCUGGGCAGCAACGGCCUGCGGUCGCUGCCGCCCGACUUGCCUUCCUCGCUCAUGCACCUGUCCCUAGAAAACAAUUCCAUCGCUCUCCUCCCAGACAACUACUUCCAAAGAUUCCCCAAGCUCCGCGCUCUGAGAAUAUCGUACAACCACCUGGAAGACGUCCCCUACGCCGGGUUUAAUGUCUCCAGCCUUGUGGAGCUCCACGUCGGCCAUAACCGCCUGAAGCGGGCGUUCUACAUCCCCAGGAGCUUGGAGCACCUCUACCUGGAAGGCAACCAAAUGGAACACAUCAAUGUCACCCUGAUGUGUCCAUCCAUUGACCCGAUCCAUUAUCACCGCUUAACCUACAUUCGCCUGGACCAAAAUAGGCUCAAGGAGCCCAUCAGCUCCCAUGUCUUCUUCUGCUUCCCCUACAUCCACAGCAUUUAUUAUGGCGAGCAGAGAAGACCCGAUGGGCAAACGGUGCACCUGAAGACCCAGGUGUUCCGCAGGUUUCAGGUGGAUGAAGAAGAAGAAGAAGAGGAGGGAGAUGGAGAGGGAAGAGAGCCCGAAGGGCAGGAGCAGGCCGGGACGGAAGAGAACUUUGACCCCUACUUCUACUGAGUUCCCCAAGUCCGAGGAGAAUGUGGUGCUGUCUUUUCCCCUCACCCAAGCUCACUAGUCACUGCUGAGGUGGCUGCCUCCUUCUCUCCUCUCGGUACUACAAAUAAACACAA